AUUAAAAACUUGCAUUUCUGCAGUGUGAGGUAAUAUUUUGACACCAAUAUGGGAAAGCAAAACAGCAAACUACGCCCUGAAGUCAUGCAAGAUUUGCUAGAAAGUACAGACUUUACAGAACAUGAGAUCCAGGAGUGGUACAAAGGCUUCUUGAGAGACUGUCCAAGUGGACAUUUAUCUAUGGAGGAGUUUAAAAAAAUAUAUGGGAACUUUUUCCCUUAUGGGGACGCUUCUAAGUUUGCAGAACAUGUAUUCCGCACUUUUGAUGCCAAUGGAGACGGAACAAUAGAUUUCAGAGAAUUCAUCAUAGCCUUGAGCGUAACAUCGAGAGGUAAACUGGAGCAAAAGCUGAAGUGGGCAUUCAGCAUGUACGACCUCGAUGGGAACGGCUACAUCAGUAAGUCAGAGAUGCUGGAAAUUGUGCAGGCAAUCUAUAAGAUGGUUUCUUCUGUAAUGAAGAUGCCGGAAGACGAGUCGACACCAGAGAAGAGAACAGAGAAGAUCUUCCGCCAGAUGGACACCAACCGUGAUGGAAAGCUCUCUCUGGAAGAGUUCAUCCGAGGCGCCAAAAGUGAUCCAUCCAUAGUCCGUCUCCUGCAGUGUGAUCCCAGCAGUGCCGGGCAGUUCUGA
Messenger RNA from Gymnogyps californianus (California condor), 630 nucleotides. RefSeq names its product neurocalcin delta (gene NCALD). Gene Ontology annotation, cellular component: cytosol. The coding region runs from base 49 to 630 and encodes 193 amino acids. Gene Ontology annotation, biological process: calcium-mediated signaling. The record is from RefSeq and is a predicted model, not a curated record. Gene Ontology annotation, molecular function: actin binding; tubulin binding; calcium ion binding. The transcript is spliced from 4 exons. Lineage: Eukaryota; Metazoa; Chordata; Aves; Accipitriformes; Cathartidae.